This is a messenger RNA of Ceraceosorus bombacis, 2201 nucleotides long. NCBI's taxonomy places the organism in Eukaryota, Fungi, Basidiomycota, Exobasidiomycetes, Ceraceosorales, Ceraceosoraceae. The record is from the annotation of a GenBank genome assembly.
AUGGUAAGUGAUGCGCCGCUGUUCUCGGAAAUGCAAGUGUAGUGCGCAGUCCAGCUAUUCGUGGCUCUAACUUCGAAGCAUUCACUCGCAUUGCAUGGGUGCAAAGGCAAGGCGGUGGUGACGACAUGCAGUCACAUCUUCUGCCUCAAGUGUGCCAACGAUCUCUUCACCAGUGCAAGGGCCUGCCCAGCUUGCGACACGCAGCUUACGGAACCGGACGAUGUGGUUGUAUCGAGCUUGCAGCCUAGUGCAGACUACAGAACGGUGAAGCUGUGAUGACUCGCAGGAGUAUGUCGCGAGGGCGCUGACAUGGAUUCGGACGUUCGGCAGAGCGUCCUGGCAGGCCUCUCCCCUCAGAUCAUCAUGUAAGCCGCGGAGAUAGAAUAGCCAGCCGGGAGAACGUGUGCGUGCGCAUUGCUGAAGAUCUUGUCCCUCGCUUUCCUCACUCAAGGGACAUCUGUACCCGAGCAAUGAGGUACGCCUGUAUUUUCUCGCUUUUUGCGCCCUGUAAUCGGUCUUCAUAACUGAGAUAGCGGUGACAUCUUUCUGAUCAGCUUCUAUCAGGUGAUUCACGUUCACCCUUCUCCACGUUGGACUGGCGCAAGCCCUACUCAGCCUGCUCGCACGCUCUGCUCACCUCUUGGCUUCCGACAGUACCAGACAUCGCAGGAGGUCAGUCGACCAAGCAAUCCGACCCAAGGAGGUCUUCAUUAAGCUAAUGUGCUGGUCUUCCAGGGAGCCUUCCAAGCCUUACUCCUCAAGAAUGUCCAAGAGGUACGAGUGAAAGCAUUUUCAAAGUCGGCUGUGGUAACUUGACGCCUCUCAGCCUCCACAGCGCAACGGGGUGCUAGAGAAGCGCAUACAAACGUGAGUGGCGAUGCGCCCUUGGUCUGCAUAGCUUACUGACAGCUAUGGGCAUCACUUCGGCAGCGUCAUCUCCGAGGGUGCGACCGAGGGCGGGCUCUGUCAAGCUCGUUUAAGACUGGAGGACUGAUUGAUCAGCACCGCAUCGUCGUAGCAAAUGCCGAAGUAGCCUUGCUUUCCGAUCGACUCUCUCGUAAGCACAGAAUGGCGCAAGUCUAGAGUCAGUGUCGGACUUUCUGAGCGUAGAGACAUGUCUUUGCUGCUUCUUCCAGGCAUGGACGCUGGUGAGUCGAGAUGAGAUGCAGGGAAGCUGCACCAUCUCCGUCGUCACCGACGAAAUCGAUUGCCCCCAUCCAGACCUCAGUACGGAAAAACGCAAGACACGGGAGCUCAGCGACUCGCUGCGCACCUCGGCUAAAGACUUUGCACGUCUUAAAGUAGGUAGCGAGCGGACUGCUGGUAGUCGCAAGCAAAGGACUCAAAUUGGUCGCGUCCCUAGAGCCAGCACGAUGCACAACUUCGUCAAGGGCUGCGGCCCGGUCACAGCCAAGCUGCGAAGCUUCAGGAAGCUGCUGCCGCCGCCGCUGCGGCGAAUACUGCUUCAGCCACUACGACAGGCACCAGCAGCAAUCAGUCGCACAGCCAUACUCCGUUCUACGCUGGGCAAGUUGGGGUGAAUCUCGCGUGCAAGUGGGUGCGCUUUUUGACUGGGAAUUGAAAGCUUUGCGCACCCUUUCAAACCAUAGCAGGAGAGCCCAAAGCGCAUGUCGCCCAGACAGGCAGUACCCUUUUGGCAAUCGCAAGUAGCGGCAGCUUCGGUGGAAGCAAGAGGCCUACAGGCAGAUGGGCCUCGUCGAUCGAACGAGCGCCAAGACGCUGCCCAGGCCGUAUCUCGACGCAGCAUCCAGCUGUCAGCAGCGAUGCACGGUGAAACGCUCCCGUCGGUCGCAGGAGCUCGCAACCCGACCCCAAAUUCAGCAGGCGCGCUCCACCAUUCCCGUUUUCAAGGCAACACGUCUAGCACGUCGACUCCGCAACGUGUGCGUCGGAUGCUCUUGAGCAUGUGGAAACAGGUCGCAGCGGCGCGCAUGUGAUGUGCUGCUGAUCGCCUUCAUCCUUGUCCAAAUAGCACACCAAGAUGACGAAGCAAGCUUCGGCCGUCAGGCCCAUGCCGCUACCUCACGCACGUCGCCCUCAGCUUCGCGAUGAAACGACGACCUCGGGCCGCGAUCAUGACAGUCAGUGUGGCUUAGAAAUUCUCCAUUGUGGCUCGAUGCCGUCGCUGACACCUCGGAGCGUUGACUACCACAGAUCCUUUCCGCUUCUCAGCCGUCUGA